AUGGAGGACAUUCAGAAUUCCGCGUCCAAUGCAGAUUUGUCUGCUGCUCAGCGACAGGUUCGUGUGCAGCUUACCAGCAAGCAAGAAGAUAUUGCGCUGCCAGACGGCACUGGUCCAAUUUUAGUUCCUACUGGCCUGCGAAGAUAUGCGUUAUCCACUCUGGUGAACAACCUCCUCAGUAACGACAAGCCGAUUCCAUUCGAAUUCCUAAUCAAUGGGACAUUUCUUCGGACUUCGAUUGACGAAUAUCUGACUGCCAAUGGUAUCUCUGCGGAAACAACUUUGGAGAUCGAAUAUGUGAGGGCAUUGAUUCCUCCGCUGCACAUUGCAUCUUUCCAGCAUGACGACUGGGUAAGCUCGACCGACGUACUCUCCGCCACAUCUCCCGCUGCGACAUGGGCAUCGGCGGCGAUCUCUCCGGGUCAGGAGCGUAUUCUCUCCGGCAGCUACGAUGGUUUACUGCGAGUGUGGAACAUGUCAUCCCAGGUUGUUGCGACUUCACCACCUGCGGCCGACGGAGGCCAUGCAGCAUCCAUCAAGGCUGCCAAAUUCGUUACUCCCAACCAGAUCGUAUCGGCCGGCCUCGAUCGCACAGUGCGCCUUUGGAAAUACUCCGAAAGUGAAGACGGGUUUUCGGGCACAAUAGCACCUCAUCUUGAGCUGUACGGACACAAGUCUGGUAUCAACUCGCUAGCGGUGCAUGCCCCCUCGCACCGUCUGCUUUCGGCAUCUUCUGAUCACAGCGUCGGUUUCUGGUCGACCAAGAAAUCCGACGCUCCUGCUGCGCCAGAAAACUUGCUUCCCUCGGCCGCUGCACGGAGCUCGAAACGCAGAAAGCUGAACUCCUCUGUGAGCGUUGCCCAGCGAGGACCAGUGGCCCUCCUGUCCUCGCACACUGCACCGGUGUCCGCUGCUAUCUUCGAUGCCAAGGACUCGACCGUCGGUUAUUCGACUUCAUGGGACCACUCCCUGCGUACGUGGGAUCUUGUUACUGCUACCUUGGUGGAUACGCGGACAGCAUCCCACUCGCUUCUUUCCCUUGAGCACCUUCCCGAGCUCAGCCUGCUCGCAGCUGGAACCUCGGCCCGUCACAUCACCCUCAUAGAUCCUCGUGCGUCGGCGACCACGAUUUCGGCCAUGACACUGCGCGGGCAUACGAACGCAGUCGUCUCGUUGGCUCGCGAUCCUCAUAGCACAUAUGGUCUCAUCAGUGGAAGUCACGACGGCACAUGUCGGAUCUGGGAUAUUCGGGCCACUAAGGCUGACAAGGAUGGUGUUGUUGGCGAGAGCGUGUACACCAUCUCGCGGAAGGGUCUGGAAGAACAAGGCAAGGCAGACUCGAAGCGUGUGGGUGGAGAGGGCGUCAAGGUCUUCAGCGUAUGCUGGGAUAAGACAAUUGGCAUUGUCAGUGCUGGAGAGGAUAAGAGGAUCCAAAUUAAUCGCGGGGAGGGCAUGUUGUCCGCGUGA
Messenger RNA from Aspergillus clavatus NRRL 1, 1467 nucleotides. Its product is annotated as WD repeat WDR12/YTM1 family ribosome biogenesis protein. The coding region runs from base 1 to 1467 and encodes 488 amino acids. Gene Ontology annotation, cellular component: preribosome, large subunit precursor. The record is from RefSeq and is a predicted model, not a curated record. Gene Ontology annotation, biological process: ribosome biogenesis. NCBI's taxonomy places the organism in Eukaryota, Fungi, Ascomycota, Eurotiomycetes, Eurotiales, Aspergillaceae. The transcript is spliced from 2 exons. Gene Ontology annotation, molecular function: protein binding.